Molecule: messenger RNA, 1989 nt
Organism: Eruca vesicaria subsp. sativa (arugula)
Lineage: Eukaryota; Viridiplantae; Streptophyta; Magnoliopsida; Brassicales; Brassicaceae
Source: the annotation of a GenBank genome assembly
CGAAGAUCUGCUCUACAUAAAUUCAGCCUUAGCUUUUUUCUUCUCUUCCCCCAAAAGAUCGCUUCGUCGAGAAUUCUAGGGUUUCGAUCUUCGCUACUCUUUUGAUUUCUCGGGAUUCGAUUCCGUGCUUCCUCUCUCGAUUUAUCGCCAAUUUCGCCUCGAUUCGCUCAAUUGUGCCCUCAUCAGUCCCUCUGAUCGCCUUCGUCUCGAGGAGAAAGACAAGUGAUUCUGAUGCUAGUUAGGAUUUGUUACUGGCUGAUUUGAUGAGGAAGAAGAGGAAAGGAAGUGAAACCGAGGGCUCAGAGUAUUCACAAGAGGAUUUGUCAUCAUGUGCCACUGCGUCACGUUCGUCUAACUUCAGGUCACAUUUUUCGCUAGAGGGUUACGCUAGACUCAAGAAACGAUGCAAGGAGAAUGAUACUGUUGACGAGGAUUCCGUUGGUUCCUUUAAGAGACGUCUAGCUGGGGUUGCUACCGCACCUCCUUGUGGUGCGUCUUCUUUGGUUUCGUCAGGGAGAGGUUUGAAGAGGAAGAUUGGGUGUAUUGACGUUUCUACGCAGACUGGAAGGAAGAAUAAGAUUGAUGAUGAUUAUGUCUUUGGUCCUAAUAUUGGGAAAGGUAAGUUCGGGUCGGUUAGGAUCUGUAGGUCGAAGAGUAAUGGGAUUGACUUUGCUUGUAAGACUCUGAAGAAAGGGGAGGAGACUGUUCACAGGGAAGUUGAGAUUAUGCAACAUUUGUCUGGUCAUCCUCGGGUUGUCACGUUGCAUGCUGUGUAUGAGGAGUCGGAUCGUUUUCAUCUUGUGAUGGAGUUGUGUUCUGGGGGACGUUUGAUUGAUCAGAUGGUUAAGGAGGGAAAGUAUUCUGAGCAGCGAGCAGCUAAUAUAUUCAAGGACCUUAUGCUAGUCAUCAAAUAUUGCCACGAGAUGGGAGUUGUGCAUAGAGAUAUAAAACCUGAGAAUAUUCUCUUGACCGCUGCUGGGAAGAUACAGCUGGCUGAUUUUGGACUUGCCAUGAGAAUUGCAAAAGGUCAAACGUUGUCUGGAUUGGCAGGAAGUCCUGCUUAUGUUGCACCUGAAGUUCUCUCUGAAAAUUAUUCAGAGAAAGUCGACAUUUGGAGUGCAGGAGUCCUCUUGUACGCUCUCUUGUCUGGCGUACUCCCGUUUAAGGGAGACUCUUUGGAUGCAAUUUUCGAAGCAAUCAAGAAAGUGAAGCUUGAUUUCAACUCGGGAGUGUGGGAGUCCGUGUCCAAACCAGCCCGUGAUCUAUUGGCAAGAAUGCUAACGAGGGAAGAAUCUUCCAGAAUCACAGCUGAUGAAGUGCUAAGGCAUCCAUGGAUACUCUUCUACACUGACCGCACACUCAGGACGAUGUGUAUCAAGUCGAAGAACAAGAAUCAAACAGGACCUCCUCCAUGCCUCCAGAUUCGCAGUCAAGUAGAGAAAGCUGACCUUAACAGAGUUAACAGAGAGAAGAAGACAACAUCUGAUUCAUUCUCCAACACAGAGGAGGAAGAAGAUGAGAGCGGUGUGGUAGAUGUGCUUGUGGUUGCAAUUGCCAACGUGAGGAUCUCAGAACCAAAGAGAAGCAGAGUCUGGAGUCCCACAAGCAGCCCCAUUGAACAACAACACUCUUCUAACUUGACCACUACUAAUACACUCUGUCGAGCCUUCUGACAAAACCCUAACCAGCUUCACUCUCACACACACACACAUAUGGGCUUCGUUUCGUCAAAGUCACGCGGGUUGACCCUGAUAUGAUCUCAGUGACUAAUUAUCUCAUAUCAUAAUAGCAGUUUGGAUUUAUUCUGAUUUUCCUUCUCCAUUCCUGACUAUGUUGUACAGAUCAUGUAAAUAGAAAUAUUCUAAAAUGUUUGAUCCGAUUAUAUGUCGGAGUUACCAGCAGGUUAUUUCGUAAACCGUGGAAAUAAAGCAUCUUGGUAAAUGCAGUUAACAAUAAUUGUUACAACAUUGUGGCUCCAACUGGUAAUUG